Phyllotreta striolata is the source of this 1686-nucleotide messenger RNA. The record is from the annotation of a GenBank genome assembly. Lineage: Eukaryota; Metazoa; Arthropoda; Insecta; Coleoptera; Chrysomelidae.
CUGGUUUAUGUGCAAGAGAGCCUGCGCAAACUGACUGUCAUGCCGUGACAAAAGCACUCCAAUCAAUUUAAUUGCUUUUAAUGUUUAUUAGUCCAUAUCUAGCCACUUGUACAACAUGAAAUCGGUUUGUUCCAUUUUGCUGGCGUUAAGUUCUUUGUACUGCAUCUCGGCCGGUGACAAAGUCACUCCUAUAGUCCUCUGGCAUGGAAUGGGCGACAGCUGCUGCUUUCCCUUCAGCUUGGGCUCCAUCAGCGACAAAUUGAACGAGACCCUGGGAGCUUACGUGUACUCCAUAGAAAUAGGCCCGAACGUGGUGGAAGACGUAGAAAACGGCUUCUUCAAGCACCCCGACAAGCAAAUAGAAAUUGCCUGCAACAAACUAUCCGUAGAGCCGGCCCUGGCUGGAGGAUUCAACGCCAUCGGAUUCUCACAAGGAGCCCAAUUCUUGCGAGGUUUAAUACAGAGAUGUACUAAAGUCAAAGUAAAGAAUCUAAUAUCACUAGGAGGUCAACACCAAGGGGUGUACGGCCUGCCGAGAUGCGACGGAAUAUCGAGCUCCCUGUGCGAUUUCAUGAGGAAAUUGCUCAACCACGCCGCUUAUACAGAGGUGGCUCAAAAAAUCCUGGCGCAAGCGACCUAUUGGCACGACCCUCUGGACGAGGAAGCCUACAGAAACGGCAGCACCUUCUUGGCUGAUAUCAACAACGAGAGAACGAUUAAUAAGGAUUACGUGACGAGGCUGCAAUCGCUGGAGAAUUUCGUUAUGGUUAAAUUCGAAAAUGACAGCAUGGUGCAACCGGUAGAGUCGGAAUGGUUCGGAUUUUACAAGCCCGGGCAAGCGAAGGAAGUGCAAAGCUUGGAGGAGUCCGAUUUGUACAUUAAUGAUCGGUUGGGUUUGAAGCAAAUGAAGGAGGAAUCCAAACUUCACUUUCUUCAAGUGGAAGGGGACCACUUGAGGUUCUCUUGGUCGUGGUUCGAGGAUAAUAUAGUCGAUAAAUUUUUGAAAAAUUAAUGUGAUAACCAGAUUUAUUUAAAAUUACGAUGUUAACGAUAAGAUAAAUUACAUAAGUAAUUUACUCUUUAAAAUACCAUGUGUGAUUACGAUAAUUCGAAUGAAUGUUGAAUAAAUGGUUCAAUUUUUCGUUAAAAAGAGGUGCGAGUAAUUGGAUUUUGGUCAAAAAUUCGGCCAGAUUUGUCGAUUAAAUUAAUCAAAUUAAUGUUACACGAACGUGCCAGUACACGAUGAAAGAGAUACACCGAUGGAAUUUACAUAUCUUUGCUUGUAGUAGGCAUAAUUCAGUGAAAAGAGCGGAACGCGGAUUCUCAUUCAAUCAUAUUCUCUCUUUCGGAGGCGUUUUGUGUUUUGUGAAAUUUUUCAAUCAGUGUUGUCGUCCAUUAGUUAUAUUAUACACUGCCUGUUUGGCUAAUGCAUCCCCAGUGACAUGUCAUAAUUUUUUACCCAAACUCGCUAUUUAAUUCCAUACAACACACUAGCAUUAAGAAAUUUUGAUUUUUUAUUUUAUUAAAAUUUACUACUUACUUACUCGUACAAAAGUGUAGAAACUUUUCAGAUCAUUAUUUUAAAUACCACAGUUUUAUGAGGGUAGAAAAAUAGUGUGUAUUACUACUCACGUAAAAACAUUUUAUAAUAUUUAUUUUUUGGAUUUUCAUGUUACCCCUUCGUCC